This is a messenger RNA of Triticum aestivum (bread wheat), 700 nucleotides long. RefSeq lists its product as uncharacterized. NCBI's taxonomy places the organism in Eukaryota, Viridiplantae, Streptophyta, Magnoliopsida, Poales, Poaceae. The record is from RefSeq and is a predicted model, not a curated record. The transcript is spliced from 2 exons. Bases 77 to 493 code for a protein of 138 amino acids.
CACAAGCUCAUCUGCCAAUUCACAAACCUAGAAACCCACCCUGAAGCAAACAAGUCCCAGCUAAGAAGGUGCUCAAAUGGCGUCCCAGCUGGUUGAGAGCCACCGUGCCGGCGCCGAGGUCCACAAGGGGAACGAUAUCUGCAAGAAGAAGACCAUCAAGAUUCUCGAAGUGCUUGGCCUCCGGAAAGGCCUCUUUCCUAUGGAUGACAUCGAGGAGGUCGGGCACAACUGUGAGAGUGGGUUUGUGUGGAUACUUCAGAAGAAGAAGAAAGAGCACACGUUCAACAAGCUCAACCAGACCGUCUCCUACGACACUGAGGUGACCGCUUUUGUGGAAAAGGGCAAGAUGAAGAAGGUCACCGGGGUCAAGAUCGAGGACAUGUCUUUGGUCGAGGUCUGUGUGGAUGACUCUUCUGCUGAUAAGGUUACCAUCAAGGCCGACACCGGUCUGUCUGACACUCAUGAUGCGGUCGUGUUCGCUCUUGGGGAAUAGGGAGCUACUAGAUGAAAAGGCCAGAAAAAUAAAGUCGUGAAUGGUUCGGCACUGCAGUUCACAUGUUAUGCACAAGUAUAUGUUUCCGUUUUCUUUGUAAUCUAAUAAGGGCUGUUGCAUGGAUGUUGCUUCCUUUCCGCCCAUGUUAUGCAGAAAUUUAUGUUUCCAUUUUCUUUGUAAUGUAAUAGAGGAUAUUGCAUGAACGUU